Molecule: messenger RNA, 2163 nt
Organism: Acanthopagrus latus (yellowfin seabream)
Lineage: Eukaryota; Metazoa; Chordata; Actinopteri; Spariformes; Sparidae
Exons: 5
Coding region: 375-1475 (366 amino acids)
Molecular function (GO): protein binding
Source: RefSeq, a predicted model, not a curated record
UCACUGCCUUCACUCUUCUUCACUUAGUCAUUCUGUGUCUUUUUAUGGUACAAGCAAACAUGUUUCCACCAACUGUUUUGGGCUCAACCGUUACCAAGGGCUGAGCCGAGAGAAAGGAGAAGGAAGAAGUGAGUGAGUCAGGGAAGAUUAUGGAGGAGGUCUGGGGUCGGGGAUGUGGGCAGCAUAUGAAGAGGAGGAAUGCAGUAGACAGUGGGUAAACAGCGCUGGUAGCUUGAAAACACGCACGCGCACACACACACACACAUGCAGACGUAUUAACGCACACACAUUUCCAAACAGCUCCCGAGGGUUUCAUUGGGAAUUUAGGACAAAACUGUCUGCGCUCUGUGGCUCCUGACCAAACAGCUGUGUCCAUGGCUCCUCUGUGCUCUGUUGUGUUGGUGCUGCUGUGUGUUUUUGACUCAUCAUCGGCCACAUUUGUUGCCAACAUGGACUAUGGAGGUGUUCCUCUGUGGAUUGACCGCCAGCUUGGCGAGCCCAGUGUGUUGAGCCUGCAGGGACGGAUGGACCCACGCUGGUUCAGAGCCAACAACCCCCAGGCCUGCCCGCUACAGUGUGACUGCCCCAUCCAGUGGCCCACUGCGCUCUACUGCGACCACAGAGGCCUGGCAGACGCCCCUGACCGCCUACCGGAGAGAACUCAAUACCUGUUUCUACAGGGCAACAACAUCUCAUCCCUGUCGUCCACUUCUCUGGCCAACAUUACUGAUCUACGCUGGCUCAUCCUGGACCACAACCAGCUGCAGAGCGACAAGCUGGAACAGGCCGCCCUGCAGAACCAGAGCCAGCUGUGCUACCUGUUUGCCAACAACAACCACCUUACAUCAGUGCCCAGCGCUCUACCAGCUGGACUCAAACAGCUGCGUCUGGCCCAUAACCAGAUCAGUAGCAUCAGCCCUGGUGCUUUCCAGAACUUGCACAACUUGACGCUGCUGCUUCUGCAGGGAAACAAGCUGCAGACCAUCACAGAGGGAGACCUCAAGGGUCUGUCCAGUCUGAAUCUGCUGGACCUCAGCGGGAAUUUGUUCUCGUCCGUCCCCAGGCAUUUACCUCCAUCAGUCGUGCAGCUCUACCUGUCCAACAACACUCUCUCCGGGCUGGAUGAGGACAGUUUUGGGGGAUUUCUCAGCCUCAAGUAUCUACGCCUCAGUCACUGUGGUCUGAAUAUCCAGGGCAUCCACCCACAGGUCUUCAACUUCUCCAGUUUGGUGGAACUGGACCUUUCUUAUAACAAACUUAGUACCACUCCCACAGUCCCCAUCACCCUGCAGUACCUCUACCUGGAGGCCAAUCAAAUACAAGGGUUCAACUUGACUAGCUUCUGCAGAGAGGUGGGACCCGUGUCCUACUCCAGGAUGAAGGUAUUACGACUGGACGGAAACAAGAUGACCUACCAGCAACUUCCCCCUGACUGGGUCUACUGUUUGCGAGUGCUUGAAAGGAUUUUCGUCUGACCCCUGCCUCCUGAGCAUGAUCAAAAACAGGAAUGCUGUAUGUGACUGAACAACCUCAUCUUGUGAUCCAAAGUACUAAACGAGACUCAACCUAAGAUCUUUGUUUUGUUAGCUAACUCAUCAUUUGUGCAAGUAAAAGCCUUAAAGCUAGAAACCAGAGACUCUAAUUCAUCAUGUGUUCAAUAUGUAGAUGCACUGCCAGCCAAUGAGGGGAUGCCAAAGCUUGAACUUACCAUUUAUUUUAUGGUGAUGCCGAAGUCCUGAUCAAAACAUUUCUCAUUCCACCAGCGCAUUCCCAGGAGUCUCUCUCACUCUCAUUCCAUCUCCGCGUUCUGCCUUAGCAGGGUUGUACAUCUGUGUGUUAUUACUGAAUAGGAACUGUGACAAACCAUCUCAUUUAUGACUGUACAGAAUAAUAAGCUCUGGUUAGACUGAGCUGUCUUAGGGGGGAACAGAAACACGUAUGAAUGGCAAAAUUCGGUAGCUUUCCCAUGAGAGAAUCUGACUCAGUUAACUGGACUGAGUGAAACAGCCACACCAGUCCGCACAUGGAGCCUGGUGGAACAUGAAACUAUUUAAAGCCUUUUCUGCAAAUCAGUGUUACAUUAAAACUUGAACUGGUAAAUUUUGGUCCAUGAUCCUGAACAUGGUGUUUGGCUUGCAGAUGCAAAAGAAAAAUAAAAUGCAC